AUGCAUUCCAUACUGAGUAGACUUUACCGCCCCGAAAGCUCGAUUGGGACGGAGGGCGCACGAGACCGAUCGGCGCCUUCACCCACACAUCUGCGAAAGCCAUCGUCGACCCAGAAUGCAAUUGAGGAUACAGUAUUGACAGGCCUUGCUGAGCUAGGAGCGUAUCGGGUAGGCUGUCAUCACGCCUUCGUCACUCUGCUGGACAAUAAUGAGCCGUAUGUGAUCGCGGAGGCAAUAAUUUCUCAUACUGUUGGGGACGAUGAAAGCAAGAGAAGCCCCUUGCUCGGCUUAAAGACCUUGGGAUUACAGGCGGAUGGAAGCUAUCCCGCCAACGGUUUCAAAGAAGCACCGAAUGGCUUUUGUCGCAUUGUGCUGGACGUUUGUUUAGACCAUACUAUCGGCGGGCAUCCAUUUGUCACUCAAUGCCCCAAUAUACGCUUCUACGCGGAGAUUCCCCUGCGUAGCUCUUCAGGCGAUCUCUUUGGAACAUACUGCGUUGCUGACAGCGCUCCCCGCUCGCUAUUUGCCGAUGGCGAGCUUAAUACUUUGAAAGAAGUAGCAGGUUCCAUCGCCAGCCACCUCGAAAAUACCUGGACAUUACAUAAAUGCCAAAAGUCCGAGCGCCUUCUCAAUGCGCUCAGGGAGUUUUCUAAUGGCCAAUCUAGUGGCUAUACGGAGCGAAAUUUCCACAGCAGCAGGGUUGCUUCGGACCUGGGCUCACCUCAGUCAUCAGGACUUCCCGAUAUCAAUCGUAUCUCGUUGUCAACAGACACCAGGCAUGAUAGAUUCGGCCUGGAAAGACCAAAACCCCAAUACAGGGCGCAUUCACCAUCGUUCUUCAAGCGCAGUGAUGUUCCCAUAAAGGUGCACUCAUCUUCUGAGGAACACCAACAACAUAUUAGGAGAUGUUCCGACGAGUCUAGUAAUUUGAUAACGGUAUCAGAAGGUGCUACAUCAUCUGGAACCUCUGCCUUGCUUUCUCAUGCUAGUGUAUUAUUACAAGAGUCUAUGAAGCUGGAUGGUGUGUUGUUUCUGGAUGCAUCGCGUAGUAACUCUCGGAGCUUUUCAUCUGCCAGCGUCAGUGACUGGGAUGGCCUUAGCAAAGAUACCGAUACAUCCGCACCGCCUCAGUCUCCUGCGCUUUCAUCCCAAGGCAUAUGGUCCGAGAAACAAUGUGACAUUUUAGGCCAUGCCUUAUCUGAACAAUCGUCAGGCAAUGAUAGCGACUCAAUUCGUUUUGGUUUGACAGAAGGCUUGCUUCAUGAAAUGUUCGCGGCAUUUCCACAUGGCGAAGUGUUCUACCCUCAAGGCCCAACACGACGUUUUUCAGUACAGUCCUCGAGUAGCCGUGGCCAUAGCCGACAAGGUAGUGAUGGCGGUCGUUCUCUCCACCAAGGUAUUACGGUUCGACUAGGGUUUGACUUCCCCGAAAGCAGGUCCCUCAUAUUCCUACCAUUGUGGAACUGGGACAAGUCUCGAUGGCUCGCGGGUGCGAUUAUGUGGAUGAACGACAAGCAACGAGCAUUGGGAUCAGAUGACCUAUGUUUUCUGAGAGCAUUUGGAGACUCCAUCGUUGCCAAAUACUCUCACCUUGGAUGGUGUGCCACCGAAAAGUCGAAAUCGGAUCUGCUUUCAUCUGUUAGCCAUGAACUACGGUCCCCCUUGCAUGGCAUGCUUGCUAGCGCGGAAUUGCUGCAAACAACACGUCUAGAGCCCGCCCAACGAGAUAUGCUCACAAUGGUUGAAACAUGCGGUCUGACAUUGUUAGACACGAUGAACUACCUGCUGGACUUCACGAAAAUCAACAACCUAACGCACCUAAAUAAGGCAGGGGAAGCUGUUGGGUCGGCCUAUGACAACCUGACUACCGACUUCGACCUUGGUACGCUGAUAGAAGACGUCUCUGAGACCUUGUAUGCUGGCCAUCGGUCUCUUAUCAACGCCGCCAAAAUAGCGGGUCGGUAUCUUCCUAGUGGUGCCGGUGUCGGUGGUAGAUCCAUUGGUACCGAAGUCAAACAAUUGAACAAUCCUGAUGAUCUAUCCGUCGUCGUCCGCAUUGAAGAGCAAAAAUCGUGGUCGAUUCAUUCUCUCUCAGGUGGGUGGCGGAGAAUCGUGAUGAACCUGCUUGGGAAUUCGUUCAAGUUCACCCGCUCAGGUCUCAUUGAAGUUUCCUUGUCCAAAGAGGUGGAGGGAGCUGGCGAUCACAAGACUACUUUUGCCCAUCUGGCGAUCAACGAUACAGGCUGCGGAAUAUCGUCAGAAUUCCUUGAACACAAGCUUUACAGGCCUUUUGCACAGGAAGAUGUGUUGACCGAAGGAUGUGGACUAGGUUUGAGCAUUGUGCAGCAAAUAGUGACCACCCUAGGCGGCUACAUUGAGGUACACAGCCAGGUAGGCAUUGGGACACAGGUUGAUGUGCACGUUCCCAUUGAACAUGCCGUCCAAGCAUCAUCACCCUCGGCUCCGAUUAAACGUGGAGAGGGUCCAGGAUCGCGGAUCAUGACCCGGGUGUGCCUGGUUGGUCUGAAUCCAUAUACCGACCUUAAGGGAGCCCGGAAAGGAGUUAUCACGACCGAAGCGAAGCGGAAACUGUCAAUUCGUGGAGCGCUCAGUAAUGUGCUUCUCAGUCAGCCUGGGUGGAUGGUAUCUUUUGCCGACUCGCUUGAGAAUGGCUCUGGUGACAUUGGUGUCGUCGAGGAGUCGAGCCUCAAGAAGAUCGCUGAAGCUGGCCCUAUCGAUACCCAGUUCAACACGAUCAUCGUGCUCGGUGAACAUGGGGUAUCUCUCCCAGGUACCUUUGCCAUUAAAAAUGCUGAUAUUAUUUAUCUGUCCCAGCCGAUUGGUCCUCGCAAACUUACUGAUGCAUUGCAACGGUUCAUCGAUGCCCAUCGCGAAGCAAGCCCCUUGUCCGAGAGCCCGAUUGCGGGCCCGUUCUCAGGAUUCCCUGGCCGUGGGCGCUCCUUAUCCGAAGCAUUUGCCGCCGCCAAGGGAUCAGAAUCCCCUCCUAUGGUCCGGGAAAGUGUCGCAGAGCUUUCACCGUUUCCCACCCCUCAGGCCCUGAAUCAGAAGAACAUACAUGUUCUCAUCGUGGAUGAUAAUGACAUUAUGGCUACUUUUAUGCGCAAGAUAGGUUGCAGUUACGAGACUGCGACUAACGGACUCGCUGCACUGGAGAAAUACAAGGCUUGUGCGGGGCGAUUCGACUAUGUCCUCAUGGAUAUCUCCAUGCCCAUCAUGGACGGAAUAGUAUCUUCGGGCAAGAUCCGCGAGUAUGAAGAACAAAAUUCUCUACCUCGAAGCACUAUCAUGGCAGUUACUGGAGUGGCAUCGAGCUCAAUGCAACAGCAAGCCUUUGCAGCUGGCAUUGACGACUAUCUGGUUAAGCCGCUUUCUCUUCACGACUUGAAACGAAUUAUGAAUGUUGAAUGA
This is a messenger RNA of Aspergillus bombycis, 3429 nucleotides long. RefSeq names its product hybrid sensor histidine kinase/response regulator. The record is from RefSeq and is a predicted model, not a curated record. Gene Ontology annotation, molecular function: phosphorelay sensor kinase activity. Lineage: Eukaryota; Fungi; Ascomycota; Eurotiomycetes; Eurotiales; Aspergillaceae. Gene Ontology annotation, biological process: phosphorelay signal transduction system; phosphorylation. The transcript is spliced from 6 exons. Bases 1 to 3429 code for a protein of 1142 amino acids.